Seriola dumerili (greater amberjack) is the source of this 1818-nucleotide messenger RNA. It is a transcript of the gene tcf19l, whose product is annotated as transcription factor 19. Gene Ontology annotation, molecular function: protein binding. Gene Ontology annotation, cellular component: nucleus. Lineage: Eukaryota; Metazoa; Chordata; Actinopteri; Carangiformes; Carangidae. The coding region runs from base 1 to 1716 and encodes 571 amino acids. The transcript has 5 exons. Gene Ontology annotation, biological process: regulation of gene expression. The record is from RefSeq and is a predicted model, not a curated record.
AUGCUGUCAGGGGUUCAGCCGUGCUUCCAGUUGCUCCGGAUCGGUUCGUCGACGGGUGACUCCGCACGGGACCUGUACACGUUCAGACCGGCUCUGAGCCAUUGCGUGUUCCGCCUGGGCCGAGCGGCGGAGCUGUGCGACGUCACGCUGGACUCUGCGUCGGUGUCCCGCAUCCAUGCUGAACUGCACGCCGAGAGGGAGGCGAGCGGAGGGGACGCGACGGCGCAGGAGGAGGGCUGGAUGGUUCACAUCAAGGAUAGGAGGCCUGGGAUUUUAAUCGGCACCUGGGUCAACGAGGUCCGCCUCCAGCCCGGCGUCCAGUGGGAGCUCUCAGAUGGCGACACGUUGACCUUUGGUGGCCAGUCGCCUCCAGGGAGCCCUGAAUUCUACUUCCUCUUCCAGAAGGUCAAAGUUCGCCCGCUGGACUUCGACGCCAUCACAAUCCCCAAGGCGGGAACCUUUUCCUCUGACUUACAGAACCGGAUCAGGACCAACCUGGACCGUAAGGUGGCGACCAACCUGGACCUGUCCAAGCUGUCCAUCAACCGGGCCACCGUCAUCCUCAACUCCAUCGGCAGCCUCAGUAAGAUGAAGGGCAGCGCCUGGACCUUCAAGAGGAGCUUCAGCCACGAGGGGACCGUCUCAGACCCCGGCUCCUCCUCCUCGCCGCCUCUCACCGUGGGCUUCUCCUCUCUGCUCCCUCCCUCCACCCCUCCAUCGUUCUCCUCCGCAGUGUCGGCGCCCUCAGCGAAGUCCCUCCCACUGACCUCCAGGAGCAGGAGGAAGUCGGCUCACACAGUGCUGCUCGAGGACGACAGCUCAGACGAGCCCAGGAGUCGAGGAGUUCUGGCAGGAGUUCCUGACGACGGACAGAGAGCGAGAGGGAAGAAGAGGCGGCGGCUCUACAAGUCUGAGUCAGAGAGUUUCUGUUCUCCUCCUCCCAUGCCGCUGCAGCCCAAGACCCACAACGACAUGAGGCGGCCACUGGAGGCCAAGCCCUUCCCCGUUGGCAUCAGGACCAUCGGCAGCUUCCAUGGCGCCAUGACCAACAGCAGACUCAACCACCACCUCCUCCAGGCGUCGUUCACCAACGCCACCGUUCACAAACAAGAGGUGGAGACGAUGCACCGCAUCAAGACGGUGGUGCAGGGAAACAUCGCCGCUUUCCGCCAACAGAAACCCGCCCAUUGUUCUCCGAUGGCGCAGAGGGGCAGGCGGAGGGCUCACAGCUCUCCGGUGUUCUCCCCUCUGGUGGUGGGAGGGGAGAACUACAGCCUGGCCUCGCCUUCAAUGAGGAUCCGCACAGAGGAGAGAGGGAGGGUCCAGUUCAACAGGUUUCACCAUCAAACAAGUAAGCGACGAGGCCGCCCCAGGAAACACCCCCUCCCUCCCCGGCCGUCCCUGCCCUCUCCAUCCUCCUCAUCCUCCUCUUCCACCUCCUCGGCCUCCUCCUCCUCCGGCUCCUCCUCCUCCUCCUCUGAGGACGAGGACGAUGACGAAGACGAAGAAGACGAGGAGGAUGAGGAGGAGGAGAUGGUGGCGGUCGGGGCGGUGGAGCCGUGCGCGGCCCCCCGGUGUCGGCUGCCCCAGCAGGACACGGUUCAGUGGAUCCAGUGCGACGUGUGCGACGCCUGGUAUCACAUAGACUGUCUCCAUGGUGACCGCAAGAAGCUGCUGGUGGAUCCGAAUGCCGACUUCCACUGUGGCUGUUGCUGAGAGCAGAGAGACAGUUUGUGACCAUCAAAUAAAUUGGACGUUAAAGUUUCCCCUUAAUGUUUAUUUCCUUCAGACACGAGGAAAUCAUCAGACUUUUCACAG